Penicilliopsis zonata CBS 506.65 is the source of this 2712-nucleotide messenger RNA. RefSeq lists its product as hypothetical. The coding region runs from base 1 to 2712 and encodes 903 amino acids. Gene Ontology annotation, molecular function: 1-phosphatidylinositol-3-kinase activity. The record is from RefSeq and is a predicted model, not a curated record. Gene Ontology annotation, biological process: autophagosome assembly; autophagy of peroxisome; phosphatidylinositol-3-phosphate biosynthetic process. Gene Ontology annotation, cellular component: membrane; phosphatidylinositol 3-kinase complex, class III, type I; endosome. Lineage: Eukaryota; Fungi; Ascomycota; Eurotiomycetes; Eurotiales; Aspergillaceae. The transcript is spliced from 2 exons.
AUGGAGGCCUUUACCUUCGCCGUCUCCACGAGCGUGGACUUACCGAUUAAUGUGAAGAUUGGUACAUUAGAAGGGAAACAGAAACAGCUGCCCUUCUCGAUGCUCCUGAAACAUCCGGAGCUGCGGCAUAUGGGCUCCUCGCAGAACCCCAUAUCGGACCUGUUCGCGACGGUGCAGCUAUGGUCGGACUCGAAGCCGCUGGGAGUGCCGAUGCAGACCUCGUACAAAACCUUCAAGGCAGCUCGGUCGUGGAACGAAUGGUUGGCGAUGCCCAUGUCGAUCAAGGAUGCGCCGUUGAAGUGCCAACUGGCCAUCACAAUCUGGGAUCUGUCCCCCUUUGCCGGGCAGGGAUUGGACGGGCACUACGUGCCGUUUGGCGGAACCACCAUUUCCUUGUUUGAUGACGAGGGGAAGCUGCGAUCCGGAAGACAAAAGUGCAAGGUUUAUCGCAACAAGGCUGCAGAUGGCCUCUCGGUAACGACGACCCCUUCGAACCCGCCUCCGAAGCGACGGAAAACCAACGGUUCCGAUGGCCUGGCUCCAUCAAUGGAGGAGCUCGAGUUGGAACGCGUGGAGAUCUUGAUCAAGAAGCACGAGAUGGGCGAGAUUCCCCGGAUUGAUUGGAUGGAUCAGCUGGUCUUCCGUCAGCUGGAGAAGCUCAAACUCAACGCCGAAGAGGCGGCUAGGAAACGCACUCUACGUAUGAAGGCUGCCAAAAAGAAGGAAGGACAAACGAAUGGCGUGGGUGGAAAUGACUCGGAUGAGGACCAGGCCGACGACGAGAACUUCAUCCUCUACGUUGAGUUCCCCCGGUUUGAUCACCCAGUCGUGUGGGCCGACCAUGAAUAUCCCCCGCCUCCCAUCUCAUCGCAUAUCCAGACUGGGUCUGUUAACUCCAGUACUGCCCCCAAACCGCUACCAGAAGUUCGCCUCGGGCCAGGAAUCGAGGGAGCUGAUAGCAUAGACUCCAUGCGCAUAUACGACCCCGAAAUUGGACAGACGGGCAAUCCGUGCGAGGACAAACACAGACGGUUGAUCCGCAGUCACCGCACCGGGAUCAUGGACCGAGACCUGAAACCGAACCCCAAGAAUCGUGACGAGCUUAACUUGAUUCUGUCAUAUGAACCCACGCAAGACCUCACCGCGGAAGAAAAGGAUCUUAUCUGGCGGUUCCGCUACUACCUUACACGUGAAAAGCGAGCGUUGACUAAAUUCGUUAAAUCAGUCAACUGGCGUGACGUCGGCGAGGCCCGCCAGGCGGUUGAUAUCCUCCCGAAAUGGACCGAAAUCGACGUUGACGAUGCACUGGAGCUUCUAGGUCCCACGUUCGACAACGCGGCCGUCCGGUCGUAUGCGGUAGAGCGCCUCCGAAAGGCCGACGAUGAGGAGUUGCUGCUGUAUCUGCUACAACUUGUUCAGGCUCUCAAGUAUGAAGACAGCUCUGGCGGAAGUCCCGAGGAGGAGGGCGCGCCCGAUUCCUCGCUGGCCAAUUUCCUCAUCUCCCGUGCCGCCAACAACUUCAAGCUGGGCAAUUAUCUGCACUGGUAUUUGAUGGUGGAGUGCGAUGACUCCAGUCUGGGGACCCUCUCGGUCCAGCGGAGACUGUUCGCUCGAGUCGAAUACUACUUUAUGGUUGAGCUCGAUCGGAUCCAUGCGGACCAGCGCAAGACCUUGCUGCGACAAGCUGAAUUCGUUACCAUCUUGUCCAAGAUUGCCAAAGAUAUCCGUUUCUCCCGAGACACGCGACCGCUCAAGAUUGAGAAGCUUAAGAAGUACCUGCGGGAUCCUAAGAAUGAAAUGGUCACGAUUGAUCCGCCCCUACCUCUUCCACUGGACCCUGAGAUCCUCAUCAACGGCUGCAUUCCCGAGGAAGCCAACGUUUUCAAGUCGUCGCUCUCUCCCUUGCACAUCACCUUCAAGACCUCCGACGGCCGCAAGUACCCGAUUCUGUUCAAGGUCGGCGACGAUCUCCGCCAAGAUCAGUUGGUGAUCCAGAUCAUCACUCUGAUGGACCGACUCCUACAAAAAGAAAAUCUGGACCUAAAGCUGACGCCAUAUCGAAUCCUGGCAACCAACUCGACCGCCGGGGCGAUGCAGUUUAUCCCCUCGACCUCCCUGUCGGCAGCGUCGGCCAAGUACAAAUCCAUUCUGGCGUACCUAAAGGCCAACAACCCAGACGAGAACGAGCCGUUGGGAGUGCGCAAGGAGGCAAUGGACACGUACAUAAAAUCCUGCGCAGGCUACUGCGUUAUCACGUAUCUUUUGGGCGUGGGCGAUCGGCACCUGGAGAACCUCCUUCUUGCGCCAGACGGGCACUUCUUUCACGCCGACUUUGGCUUCAUCCUCGGCCGCGACCCGAAACCCUUCGCGCCCAUGAUGAAGCUCUGCAAGGAAAUGGUCGAGGGCAUGGGCGGCACCACCUCCCCGCACUAUCUCCAGUUCAAGCAGUAUUGCUUUACCGCGUACACCACGCUGCGCAAAUCCGCCAACCUCAUCCUCAACCUCUUCAGUCUCAUGGUCGACGCCAACAUUCCCGACAUCCGCGUCGAGCCAGAUAAGGCCGUCCUCAAGGUCAAGGAACGGUUCCAUCUGGAGAUGUCCGAGGAAGAAGCCAUCCGCCAUUUCGAACAGCUCAUCGGCGAUAGCGUCAACGCCAUCUUUGGCGUCGUCAUCGACCGCCUUCAUGAAUUCGUGCAGGGGUGGAGAGCAUAG